Endocarpon pusillum Z07020 is the source of this 1104-nucleotide messenger RNA. Its product is annotated as Cytochrome c peroxidase. Bases 1 to 1104 code for a protein of 367 amino acids. The transcript is spliced from 2 exons. Lineage: Eukaryota; Fungi; Ascomycota; Eurotiomycetes; Verrucariales; Verrucariaceae. Gene Ontology annotation, biological process: response to reactive oxygen species; cellular response to oxidative stress; hydrogen peroxide catabolic process. The record is from RefSeq and is a predicted model, not a curated record. Gene Ontology annotation, molecular function: heme binding; peroxidase activity.
AUGGCUUCAGCAGCUCGAACCUUCACACGCGCCGUCUCACGCACGAGACCAUCAAGCUCAUCCUUCCGUCUUGCUGCGGGCAAUUCAUUCACACGGUCCUCUCGCCGCGGAUAUGCUUCAGAACCCGGUUCAGGGAGGUCGAACCUCAAUAUACUGCUUGGUGCUGGUGCCAUCGCCGCAGCCGGUGCCACAGGCUUCUACUUUUACAACAAGAAAGAUGUUCACAUGAUUAAGGGGUCCUCUGGCGAAACUCAGGGAAUUUUCAAGGCCACUAAGGAUGACUACCAGAAGGUGUACGAUGAGAUCGCGAGGCUGUUGGUGGACAAAGAUGACUACGAUGAUGGAAGCUAUGGACCGGUUCUUGUUAGACUGGCGUGGCAUGCCAGCGGAACGUACGAUGCUGCCACCAAGACUGGAGGGAGCAAUGGUGCAACCAUGCGAUUCGCCCCGGAAGGAGACCAUGGUGCCAAUGCCGGUUUAAAGCACGCGCGGGACUUUUUAGAGCCUGUCAAAGCGAAAUUUCCCUGGAUAUCCUACUCUGACCUUUGGACCCUCGCUGGUGUUUGCGCUAUACAAGAAAUGCAGGGACCCAUCAUUCCUUGGCGACCUGGCCGUCAAGAUCGUGAUGUGGCCUUCUGUACACCUGACGGCCGACUUCCGGACGCCUCCAAGGAUCAAAAUCACAUUCGCGCCAUCUUCGGCCGCAUGGGUUUUGAUGAUCGCGAAAUGGUCGCACUUUCCGGGGCCCACUCGCUAGGUCGAUGUCACACUGACAGGUCUGGGUAUGAUGGUCCAUGGGCCUUCAGUCCUACGGUGAUGACAAACGAAUAUUUCCGAUUGCUGAUGGAUGAGAAAUGGGGAUGGAAGAAGUGGAAUGGUCCGGCUCAAUAUGAGGAUCAGUCGACGAAGAGUCUGAUGAUGCUGCCAACCGAUAUGGCACUGAUCAAGGAUAAAGAAUUCAAGAAACAUGUUGAGAGGUAUGCCAAGGAUAGCCAGGUCUUCUUCAAGGAGUUUUCCGAUGUCAUUGUUAAGCUUUUUGAGCUCGGUGUGCCAUUUGAGUCCACGCCGGAGGACAGGAUCAGCUUCAAGGUCAGCGACGAUUGA